Molecule: messenger RNA, 1146 nt
Organism: Colletotrichum aenigma
Lineage: Eukaryota; Fungi; Ascomycota; Sordariomycetes; Glomerellales; Glomerellaceae
Exons: 2
Coding region: 1-1146 (381 amino acids)
Source: RefSeq, a predicted model, not a curated record
AUGACGCAACCGCCACCAUCAACACCUACCCCUCGAAAAUUCCUCCUCACGAAGCGCCCGCCUCUGUCACAGAAGACACCAGGUAGCGCGGGUCCCGCGUUCGCCAACAGCCAGCGCUUCCACGCCACGCCGCGAUUUGCCCCACCAUCAACGAACCGCCCCUCGACGCAGCGGCCGCCCUCUACACCUGGUUUUCCUGGCUCGAUCCGGCCGUCGAGACAUGUCGAUCCAAUUCACGAUGCGUUGGAAAGCUCGCCGCCAGAGGGCCCUGCCACGGUGACGCGACCGCGAUCGACCUUUGCAGGCACGCAACGAGUGAAGGAGAGAAUCCAAAUCGAGUCGGACGACGAGAGCGACUCGCACGACGGAGAGAUACCUGCACCGCGGGCUACGGGCUUCUCAGUUAAUGACUCGAUUGAAGCAGAGUCCGAAGCGAGUAGUGACGUCCAGAGCGACCUGGAGGAAAGGGUGCCCAAGCGGAGGCGCAUCUCCGUCUCUUCAGUGCCCAGCCGGCACGAUGAUGCCGAAGAUCAUUUUGAAGGCAACCCGAAAGAAGAUGAUGAGGUUCACGAAGUUGCGCAAGAGGAAGAAGAGCUCCCAGACGCAAAUGACCGCAUGCUGGUUGACGCUGAGGACGUCCUGAUGGACGAAGACCCUGGUCUACCUGAACCAAACGACGGAGAAACCGCCAAGACUCAACCGAAGUUCCACCAGGCCCCGCGGUUCAAGAUCGCAGAAACUGAAGGUCCGCGACAGGAAGGAUUACCGGAGGCAUUCUCACCGCAACGCCGAGGCCCGAAGUACAUCGCCGGAGGACUCGCUGCUGAACUGCAGUCCUGGCUGGCAGAGGUUAAAGGCUGGGGCGGUGGUGACCGGCCCGCUGACCUGGUCAUGAGGAUUAUCAUUGAUGAGAUCUCGCCUGGAAGCAGAAUGUAUCUUGUCAAAGGGCGCAGGAUUGUCGACGGUGGGGAGAUGAGGGAGGAGAUCGCGGCCAGGCUAAUGCUGGCUGGGGAGGGGAGGCUCACCGGGCUAGGGCAGAAAGCGCCUGUGCUUGUUGGCAGUUGUGUUUCCAUCUCGCAACCUGCUUGGGAGGUUGUACUUGAGGACACGAGGUGGCUUGUGGCAUGUGAUUGGACCAUACACUAA